Molecule: messenger RNA, 876 nt
Organism: Saprolegnia parasitica CBS 223.65
Lineage: Eukaryota; Oomycota; Saprolegniomycetes; Saprolegniales; Saprolegniaceae
Exons: 1
Coding region: 21-788 (255 amino acids)
Molecular function (GO): ligase activity
Source: RefSeq, a predicted model, not a curated record
CGUUUCAGAUCCCCACGACGAUGACCACCAUACUGCGGUCCCUCCUCGUCCUGCUGCUGGCGAUCGCGCUCGAGGCCGCGCAGUCGCCCGCGCCCUUUGGCACGCGCCUUGGCGUCACGGAUGGCGGCGUCGAUGUCUACUCCUGCAACCUGCCGCCGGGCGAAGAAGCGCUGGACAUGGACCCCAACUACGUCGAUGGCGUCUACACGGGCGUGCGCUGGCAGUGCGUCGAGCUCGCUCGCCGGUACCUGUACAUCAACUACGGCGUCAUCUUUGGCGACGUCGACUACGCCUUCCAGAUCUACGACUUGCCGGCCUUUGAACGCGUCGCGACCAAGGCGGCGGUGGCCGUGACCAAGCACUCGAACGGCGCCGCGACGCCGCCGCGCCUCGGCUCGCUCUUGAUCUGGAGCGCGUACGGCGAGAUGGCGGAGACGGGCCAUGUCGCUGUCGUCGUCAAUGUCACCGACACGCAUGUCGACAUUGCCGAGCAGAACGUCGAGGACACGAUCUGGCCCAAGGACCGCCUCUACUCGCGCCGCCUCCAGGUCCACCGCAACGCGACCUCGUACGAGGUCCAAAAGUGGUACGAGAAGGAGCACAUCAUUGGCUGGAUCACGGUCGACGGUGCGUCGCCGGCCUCGGUGCUCGACUCGACCACGAGCAGCAGCAGCAGCUAUGGCUUUGUCUUCGCGGCGGUCAUUGUGGUUGCCGUGGGCGGGUUCGUUGCCCGGCGCCACUACAGCCGUCGCAGUGACCGCUACGCUCAGUACGACUACGUCAAGUAGGCCACGCACGUCCUGCGAGAACAGAGCAUUCCACUCAAUACGUCUGUGCGAAUAGAUCGCAGUAGUGAGUCUAAGAACACGUCCUCGC